Molecule: messenger RNA, 1575 nt
Organism: Penicillium arizonense
Lineage: Eukaryota; Fungi; Ascomycota; Eurotiomycetes; Eurotiales; Aspergillaceae
Exons: 2
Coding region: 1-1575 (524 amino acids)
Biological process (GO): transmembrane transport; carbohydrate transport
Cellular component (GO): membrane
Molecular function (GO): carbohydrate:proton symporter activity
Source: RefSeq, a predicted model, not a curated record
AUGACUGAAUUCACAUCUUCUUUGAGAAGCAUUUUCUUCAAUGUCUGGAGAGAGAAGCGAAUCUUUGCCAUCUCUUUCGGCAUAGCCUUAGCGCAGUUCCAGUAUGGGUUCGACUCUUCUGCCGUUUCAGGCUUCCAGAGCAUGGUUGGGUUUCUGAAGAUCUUUGGUUAUGAAGAUCCAACCGAAUCGAUCGGAUACAACAUCCGGACCACUCCGCAUACCCUCAUCCAGAGUCUGAUGCAGGUUGGCGGGCUGCUGGCUUCCAUCUUUAUCUUCACAUUGGGCUCGGGCAUCAGUCGCCGCCUCGGCCUGUGGAUUGCCUCGGCAUUCAGUUUGAUUGCUGUCUCUGUUCAGAUUGGCACCACAAGCUUUGCAGGCCUGUACCUAGGCCGCUUGCUUUUAGGUGUAUCCAACGGUUUUUACCUCACUUACUCUGUGACAUAUAUGGGCGAGAUAGCUCCGGUAUCCAUCCGUGGCGCACUCAUCGGCCUAGUAACAUUCCAAACGUCUUUCGGCGCCCUCGUGGGCGUCCUUGUGGAUAACUAUACCGAGACUUAUUUUAAUCGGCUGUCAUAUCAAGUACCUUUGGCCGUCAUGUUCGCCAUUCCGGCGAUGCUAUCGGCUGCCCUGAUAUUCCUUUGCGACACCCCCAGAUACUACGUUUCGAUCGAUCGUGAAGAUCUGGCUUCAGCCUCCAUCCGACAAAUACGUGGUAUUAAGGAUGAGUCCCAACUUCGAAAUGAGGUUAGGGAAAUUCAUGCUGAAUGGACUGCCGAGCGUGAACUACACCAGAACGUACAUUUCAGGGACGCCUUCCGGGGUUCCGAUCUUCGACGGACGAUGAUCACAAUCGGUACGGGCAUCGCCCAAACAGCUACGGGAAUCAUCUUCAUGGCCGCCUUUUCGGUUUACUUCUUCGUUCAGGCCAAUAUUGGAGAACCAUUCAAGUGGGUGAUGAUCAGCCUUGCUAUCGCAAUCACAGGCAACCUAGCAGCCUUUCCGGCCAUGCGAUGGAUAAACUUUCGUCCCAUGUUGGUCAUUGGCUCACUUGUGAGCGGAGCUUCCAUGCUGGGCAUGGGAAUUGUUUACACUGUGUCGCCCGUUGGUUCUCCCGAAGCCGGAAAGGCCCUCGUCGGCCUCAGCAUUCUCUUCACUUGGGUCUACGGUUUUGCCCAGGGCCCCGUGCUGUGGGCCAUACAAACAGAAAUCCCGGCGCAGCGAUUGCGCUCGCAGACGGUUGGCUUAGCGCAAGGCUGUAAUUUCAUAUUCGCAUGGCUUUGCACGUACUGUACGCCUUACUUUGUCAACCCGGAUUCUCUGGGUUGGGGGCCGAAAUACUGCUACAUCUGGGCUGGCAGUAACUUCAUACUCGCCAUUUGGGUGUUCCUGUUUGUACCUGAGACCCGUGGUAGAAGUAUCAGACAGAUUGAUGAGAUUUUCUCGAGCAAGAUCUCGGCCUUGAAGAGUUCAAGGUCUAUUUCGGCAAAUGGCCUUUCCAAUAGGGAUGGCAUGAUCAGGGCAGAACUGGGAAAGGAAAGUGAUGUUGUUCAACUUGAGCAUGUGACCGAAAGAUGA